AUGGAAGAACAAAUUGAAAUAUUAAAACAUCGUAUCCAUUCGAAUUUUUUACCACCAGCAUUCAAUCUUCUUGGUUAUUCACUUGAUAGAAUUGAGAAAAUGCUUAACGGAUCAAAACAACCUUCUAAUAUGCUUGAAUUAAGUAUAGCAGCUGGCGAAGAAAAAGUACAAUAUUGGCUAAUAUUAUUACUUGAUCAUUUACUCGAACGGAAUGAAAUUACCAAUGAACAGUAUAAACAAAUGUAUCCUAAUUUAAAAACAUUAGAAUUAGCUCGUAUAUAUUUCAAUCUUAAAGUUCAUAAGCAUCGAUUUGAUUCGAAAAUUAAACACUAUACAGAAAAAGGCUAUCUCACUUCAACAACAUUAUUUGUUACAUUUGACAUGGCCGAUUUAUAUACAAUGAUACCACGAGAUGAUACUAUUGCUGCUUUAAGACGGUUCUGUCAAAAAUAUUCUGUCAAUGGCAAAAUUGGAAACCUCAAAAUAGAUACUAUCAUUAAAUUAGCCCCUGUUGUUUUAGAUACGAAUACAUUUGCUUACAAAAAUAAAUAUUAUCGACAAAUUAAAGGCGGUGCUAUGAGUUCACCAUUUACUAUGGUACCCGCCAAUAUAUAUAUAUAUAUAUAUAUAUUAGAAUGGGAACAAAAAUUAAUGCAACAUCAAAAUAGACAUCAUGAAAUUUGUGGCCGAUAA
Molecule: messenger RNA, 693 nt
Organism: Rotaria sordida
Lineage: Eukaryota; Metazoa; Rotifera; Eurotatoria; Philodinida; Philodinidae
Source: the annotation of a GenBank genome assembly